AUGACCUCAGGCAGCGGGACGAUGUUUGCGCUACAUCGUCUUACUACAUUAUCUGCUUUCGGUAGAUGUUUUCAAGCUUUUGACGGAGCCAGAAGUUUAUCGUUAGGAAUCCAAAACUCAAGCAAGAUCAAUUCUGUUAAGAGUUAUCUGAAAAAUAUUGAGAAAAACGAAAUGAUACUUAGUAUCGAAAAGAAAGAAUAUGAAAAUGGAAGAAAGUUCCUUGCUCAAAUUAUGGGUUAUGACCCUGUCCAUUUCACACCUGAGCAGGUCAAUGAGGCUAUUGAGUAUCUGCUUCCGUCCUCGUUGUAUGCUAAACGUGCACGUCCUGUCUUUAAAGAACCACACCUAGUGUUUCCACCGCAAAAGCAAUUGCAGUGUGAUGUAAAUGGCAGACCACUUAAUAGUUACUUUUACACGACACACCAAAACUUCCACAAAAUCAUGAACGAAGCGAUUUACAAACUGGAAGAAAUAAAACUUCACUCCGAUCAGUCUUAUUUUAACAGGACGACUGUUAAACCCACAUUGAAAGAAGUACAUUAUGCGACGUCAAGCGACUUUAUGUCGAAAAUAAAUCUCAUGAAAAUGAUUAACGAAACCAUAUCGGAUGCACAGUAUAAACAGUGGUUAGUUUUAAUGAAGCGUUUAUCAGAACACCCAUUGUCGUAUUUGGUGGAAGAAUUUAUUCAGCAUUACAAAGCCCAAAUAUGCGGUCCUACUUCAGAAAUUAAACUUCCCGAGCCAUUUAUGGACUCAGUAACAAACAGAAAAUGUGUCCAAGCAUUCGGUCAAAAGAAAAACUCGCUUGCUGAAGUAACACUAUACAUACCUGGCACUGGUGACUUCACUGUAAACGGAGCACGACUUCUAGAAAUAUUUCCUGAGCUUGGAAAUCGAGAACAAAUAGUAUUCCCUUUACAGCAAACAAAUACUGUUGGUAAAGUAGACAUAAUUGCUACAGUAAGCGGGGACGGUUCGAGCAGUUUAGCGAAUGCUCUUCGUUUGGCGAUAGCCAGGUGUUUGGCCUCAAUGCUUCCGAUAGAUCAGGGGAAAAAUAGACUAUUGGUAACUGGUUUAUUGUCUCAGGAUAACCGGUUUGCGGAACGUAAACAACCAGGCCAAAGAAAAGCACGCAAGAAGCCUAUUUGGAAGGCACGCUAA
Molecule: messenger RNA, 1161 nt
Organism: Schistosoma haematobium
Lineage: Eukaryota; Metazoa; Platyhelminthes; Trematoda; Strigeidida; Schistosomatidae
Gene: MRPS9
Product: 37S ribosomal protein S9, mitochondrial
Exons: 10
Coding region: 1-1161 (386 amino acids)
Biological process (GO): translation
Cellular component (GO): ribosome; mitochondrial small ribosomal subunit
Molecular function (GO): RNA binding; structural constituent of ribosome
Source: RefSeq, a predicted model, not a curated record